AACGCCCCCUUUGCUGUGACGUAGUGUCUCCAGCUCGUCUCGAGCCGCUCUUCCUCUUUAUAACUGCGUCACUCCACUUUACUACUGUUAUUAUUCCAUCCAACACCACGAUGGCGGCUGCUGUGACCAAGAAAUGCUUAAUAAGUCCUCUAACUUUGCUCACAAGGAGGCUUUCUGUUCCGGAGUUCUUCUCCCAGUGCUGCUACCACAAGAAGGUGGUGGACCAUUAUGAGAACCCGAGGAACGUGGGCUCCUUGGACAAACACUCCAAGAAGGUCGGUACCGGUUUGGUGGGGGCUCCCGCCUGCGGAGAUGUAAUGAAGCUGCAGAUUGAGGUAGACGACGAGGGGAAGAUCGUGGAUGCAAGGUUCAAAACAUUCGGCUGUGGUUCCGCCAUCGCCUCCAGCUCUUUGGCCACCGAGUGGGUGAAGGGUAAAUCUGUGGAUGAGGCCCUGAUGAUAAAGAACGUCGACAUCGCCAAAGAGCUCAGUCUUCCACCUGUCAAACUUCACUGCUCCAUGCUCGCUGAGGACGCCAUCAAGGCCGCCCUGGCUGACUACCGCCUCAAGCAGCAUGACGACCAGCAGGGGGCAGUCACGGCGGUCAGCAAUUAAAUGGCUUGCUGUGAAGUAGCAGUGCUGCAUCACGUCCUGCGGUAUUGAUGAUGCCUACCCUACGCUAAGUCACACUAUUAAUACCAGUGUAUGUUUAGUGUUUAGCCUGUCACGCAGACGCACAAUGUAAGCUUGUAAAGUAGAGUUGCCAUUAUGAACAUGAACAUGAAGCACUUAGAAAGUCUUCAAUAAAACUGCCCUGAAAUAUA
Messenger RNA from Doryrhamphus excisus (bluestripe pipefish), 823 nucleotides. Its product is annotated as iron-sulfur cluster assembly scaffold protein IscU-like. Gene Ontology annotation, biological process: iron-sulfur cluster assembly. The record is from RefSeq and is a predicted model, not a curated record. Gene Ontology annotation, molecular function: iron-sulfur cluster binding; iron ion binding. NCBI's taxonomy places the organism in Eukaryota, Metazoa, Chordata, Actinopteri, Syngnathiformes, Syngnathidae.